GGGGAGGACCCACGCCCAGGGGAGCUUGUUGGGGUCGCCGCUGGAGGCAGUCAAUGAGCAGUUCAAGCAUCUUUGCGUUUUAGACAGGCGGGCCCCCUUCAUUACGAGCUCAGCCUUAAGAUAGUCUGCCCCCUAGCUGCUCUUUUGCAGCAGGAAGCAAAGAAGCUUGGGCUACAGCAGCAGCCCGUGUGUCUCCCUCCUCCCAUCAUCCUCUUCGGGAAGCUGCGCUGCUGCUCCUCCUCAAGAUGGCGGCCGACAGUGAGCCCGAGUCCGAAGUCUUUGAAAUAACAGACUUCACUACUGCCUCCGAGUGGGAGAGAUUUAUUUCCAGAGUAGAAGAGGUUUUGAAUGACUGGAAGCUUAUUGGUAUUUCUUCAGGAAAACCUUUGGGAAAGGGUGUGUAUACCAGUGAAACAUGGGAGGAGAUAUCGGAUGAGAUUGUGUUCGCGGAUUUCCGAUUUUCAGUCACACAUCAUUAUCUUGUACAAGAAUCCAGUGAUGAUGCAAAAGAGAAAGUAGUAGAAGAUGCUCUUCCAGUUGCGAUGCAAGAUCUUCUGUGUAUGAACAAUGACUUCCCUCCUCGGGCUCAUUGUCUAGUGAGAUGGUAUGGUUUGCGUGAAUUUGUAGUCAUUGCGCCAGCAGCAAAUAAUGAUGCAGUUCUUAGUGAAUCCAAAUGUAAUCUCCUUCUGAGUUCAGUAUCUAUUGCACUGGGGAACACCGGCUGCCAGGUGCCAGUAUUUGUGCAAAUUCAUCACAAAUGGCGAAGAAUGUAUGUUGGAGAAUGUCAGGGUCCUGGAAUCAGAACAGACUUUGAAAUGGUUCAUCUGCGCAAAGUGCCCAAUCAGUAUACUCAUUUGUCAGGGCUGCUAGACAUCUUCAAAUCCAAGAUUGGCUGUCAAUUAACUCUGUUACCCCCAAUCAGUAUAAGUAUUCGAUUCACGUAUGUACUUCAGGACUGGCAGCAAUAUUUCUGGCCUCAGCAACCACCAGAUAUAGAUGCUUUAGUUGGUGGAGAAGUUGGAGGCCUAGAAUUUGGAAAGCUACCAUUUGGUGCUUGUGAGGAUCCUAUCAGUGAACUCCAUUUAGCAACUACAUGGCCUCAUUUGACAGAGGGUAUAAUUGUCGACAAUGAUGUUUAUUCAGACCUGGAUCCUAUUCAAGCUCCUCAGUGGUCUGUGAGAGUUAGAAAAGCAGAUAAUCCACAGUGUUUAUUGAGUGAUUUUGUUACUGAAUUUUUCAAACUGUGUCGUCGGAAAGAAUCUACUGAUGAGAUUCUUGGAAGAUCAGCAUUUGAAGAAGAAGGAAAAGAGGCUGCUGAUAUAAGCCAUGCUUUGUCAAAACUCACAGAACCAGCACCAGUCCCGAUUCACAAAUUGUCAGUAACGAAUAUGGUUCACACUGCAAAGAAAAAGAUUCGCAAACACAGAGGUGUAGAUGAAUCACCUCUAAAUAAUGAAGUCCUCAAUACUAUUCUCUUUUACUUAUUCCCUGAUGCUGCUGACAAGUCGACAGAUGGAUCUGAAGCCCGAACAAGUACUUCAAUAGGAAGUGUUCCUCCUCCUCCAGACAAUGAAGAAUAUAAUCUCUACAUCCAGUUCAAAUCUGCUCCUUCAGAUAGUUUAACUUACAAACUGGCCCUCUGUCUUUGUAUGAUAAACUUCUACCAUGGUGGGGUCAAAGGAGUUGCACAUCUCUGGCAGGAAUUUGUCCUGGAAAUGCGUUACAGAUGGGAGAACAACUUUUUUAUCCCAGGGUUAGCUGGUGGUGCUCCAGAUCUGAGAUGUUGUUUACUGCACCAGAAACUGCAGAUGUUAAAUUGCUGCAUUGAAAGGAAGAAAGCAAGAGAUGAGGGGAAAAAAGGAAAUAGUUCUGAUCGCUCCUCUGGUGAUACUGGAAAAGCAACGGACUUGCUGGGUAGAGACUAUCAGAAAGAGAGUGAUAAGGAAAAAGGAGAAACAGGAAAAUCAUGGGAGUCAUGGAGUGACAGUGAAGAAGAAUUUUUUGAAUGCCUAAGUGAUACAGAGGAGCUUAAAGGAAAUGGACAAGAGAGUGGGAAAAGAGGGAUUGCAAAAGAAGGCAGCAAAGAGACUCUAGCUUUAAAGCCGGAAGGCCGUCUGCAUCAGCAUGGCAACUUGACUUUGCUGCAUCCUGGAGACCCCCUCUAUGUUCCAGUAACACAGGAACCAGCUCCUAUGACUGAAGAUCUGCUAGAAGAGCAAUCUGAGGUAUUGGCUAAACUGGGGACAUCGGCAGAAGGAGCUCAUCUUCGCGCUCGCAUGCAGAGUGCCUGUUUGCUCUCAGAUAUGGAAUCUUUCAAGGCUGCCAAUCCUGGUUGCUGUCUGGAGGAUUUUGUGAGAUGGUAUUCACCACGGGAUUAUAUUGAAGAGGAAGUUGUGGAUGAGAAAGGGGCUGUAGUAAUCAAGGGUGAACUGAGUGCCCGAAUGAAAAUUCCAAGUAAUAUGUGGGUUGAAGUGUGGGAGACGGCAAAGCCGAUUCCAGCAAGGAGGCAGAGACGACUCUUUGAUGACACUCGUGAGGCAGAGAAGGUCCUGCACUAUUUGGCCGUUCAGAAACCAGCUGAUCUUGCAAGGCAUCUUCUGCCUUGUGUCAUCCAUGCCGCUGUACUCAAGGUAAAGGAAGAAGAAUCGGUGGAAGGCAUCUCUUCAGUAGAAAAGAUAAUUAAGCAGAUCAUCACCCAUUCCAGUAAAGUUCUCCGGUUUCCAAACCCCGAAGACAAAAAAUUAGAAGAAAUCGUUGGCCAGAUUAUGAGCGUAGAAGCCACUAUUGCCCAAGCAAGGUCACUGAAAGCAAAAUUUGGGACAGAGAAAUGUGAUCAAGAGGAGGAACGCAAAGAUCUAGAAAGAUUUGUGAACUCUUUUCUGGAACAGCCAGAGGUAUCUGUCAUUGGUGCUGGAAGAAGCCCUGCUGGUACUAUAAUUCACAGACUCUUUGUGAAUGCACAGAGGCUGACUGAAUCUUCUGAGGAGACUGCCGCAAUGAUGCCACUUGAUGAACUAAAGAGGUCUGGCUCUUUGGAUGAGAGACAUUUACAUUCAGGAGCAGUUGCAGACUUUCCACCUCCAGCAGGGCGCGAGGUUAUCUUGCGCACAACUAUCCCUCGGCCUGCCCCUUACUCUAAACCUCUGCCUCAGCGGAUGUAUAGUGUGUUUACAAAAGAGGAUUUCCGACUUGCUGGUGCCUUCUCAUCUGAUACGACAUUCUUUUGAUGUUGUCAUCUAGUCCAUUAACCAUGCACCUUAUCCUGCUGGAAUUAGAGCAUCCUUGUGUCUCAAGUGUGCACAGCAAGAGGUGCUCCUUGGGGGAGAUGAGGAUAAUCCUGUUAUCAUUAGUGAUCAAGACUUUUGUUUUCAAAAAGUGACUAGUCACUUGCACAAUGCUAUGCCAAAUGCUAAUAGUUGGGAGUUGGAGUGAUCCUUUGCGUGUUAGUCUUUAUUUAACCUGUAGUCAUUACAGAAGGCUUUGUGGAACUUUUUUUGUGGGAUGUUUGGCAUAGGAUUCCUGAUUUUGAGUUUGCAGGCUCUUCUUGUGGGUCAAGCACUCAGCUUUCAGUGAUGAAAAUACAGAAUGGUAUGUUACUAUCCAGUGUAAAUACUGAGUGAAGCUGUGACUUGUAGAACUUCGCUGCCUGGGUGAAAGCUUAUGCUGUUGCUUUAUGUACAAAACACUAUAUUAUAUAUAAUGCCACACCAUAAGUGAGUUAAAGCUGAAUUAUUAAACCUGGAAUACAUAUAGCUUUAAACUACAACUCAUUCCUGUGUAUCUUAGAAAAUAGCUGGACCAAGAUAGACAAUCCUUCUCUCUAAUUGUGUUCAAGAAAACUACAGGUGGCCCUCAUUAUCCAGAGGAUCCAUUCUGGCCUACAACUGUGGCUAUUGAAACUAUGGAUAACAGUUCCUUGAGUCAAUGGGACUGGGGGUGGGGCUUUAGGUUUCUUGAGGCUAAAAAAGCAGGGAGGCGGCAGAAAUAAGAGCAAUAAAGUAUUGUACCAUGCUCUCCAGCAAUGCCCUCCGUGCUGCAAAAUGGUGGCCAGAAAUGACAUUGCAAGUUGUUUCUGCCCACCCAGGAACAACAGAUAGGUGAAUUGUGCCUGCUUCUUGAACCGUGGAUAAUGUGGUUGGGUCUAUAGAGCCUGACCAUGGAUAUGCAAAACUGUAGGUGCUCGGACUGUAGAUAAUGAGGGCCAUCUGCAUGUACACAAUACCACAAGCAUUUCUGGAAUGGGAUGACAUGUACAAAAAUCCUGUGGCCUACCUUUUACUUGUCACUGUUAUCGUGCAAAGCCACCUCUGUACUUUCUCCAUCAGGCAAUAUAUAAAGGAUUAUUUUAACACACUG
This is a messenger RNA of Hemicordylus capensis (graceful crag lizard), 4356 nucleotides long. RefSeq names its product RAB3 GTPase activating protein catalytic subunit 1 (gene RAB3GAP1). Gene Ontology annotation, molecular function: GTPase activator activity. The record is from RefSeq and is a predicted model, not a curated record. Bases 246 to 3227 code for a protein of 993 amino acids. Gene Ontology annotation, biological process: positive regulation of GTPase activity. Lineage: Eukaryota; Metazoa; Chordata; Lepidosauria; Squamata; Cordylidae. The transcript has 25 exons.